Capronia coronata CBS 617.96 is the source of this 1566-nucleotide messenger RNA. RefSeq lists its product as uncharacterized. The transcript has a single exon. The coding region runs from base 1 to 1566 and encodes 521 amino acids. Lineage: Eukaryota; Fungi; Ascomycota; Eurotiomycetes; Chaetothyriales; Herpotrichiellaceae. Gene Ontology annotation, cellular component: mitochondrion. The record is from RefSeq and is a predicted model, not a curated record.
AUGGCUGCUCACUCUGAGCUGUCCUUUCUGUACCAGACGCGCACCAUUUUGCGCUGUCACCCAAGAGUGUCCUGCACGAGCCGAAGAAGGAGACUCUUUUCCAGUCAACCGCAAGCAGAAACCUCGAUUGACCACGAAGCCCCCGGCAUUGGCCAUGGACAUGGAGGCUUCCUCAAAGAAAAGGCACGCCAGGUCGCCGAGUCCUCAAAAGCACCUAAAGCGCCGUCCUCUAUUCCGAAUACGGUCGGGACCCGAGUCAACUCGACCAUCACUGCCAGUGAGCGCAGAGCGUUCGAGACAAUCUUGCGCUUCACGCCUCGACAAGCCGAGCCAUCGGGAGUGAAGCACCAAUCUCCCAUGAUCGACGCUGUCGACACCGACGUUGAAAGCAUCCUCAACAUCUUCUCUUCUUCUAUGAGAAGUCGUCAUGGUGAACGAGAUGAGACGGUACAGAAGGCUGUCAAGCCAUUAAGGACCCCUGACCAGAAUGGCAUCAGCCUCGAUGUUGCAGCACCACAAGCGAACGUGGCAUCCACUCUCUCAAACAGUGAAGCUCAGGUAGACCUGGACCAGCAGCUACCAGACCGACCACAACGACAGCAUCUUUCCCCAGCAGCAGCAACAACAACAACAAACCCACAAUCCACAAUGUCCGACGAUCUACCACCUGGCGAGCAAUCGUUAGAAGAAAUAACCCAAUCACUGCGCGUUUCCAGCCACGACGCGUCCAUCCAAGAAGAGGUACGGACCCGCAUGUCGCAGAUCGCCAACGCCCUCCAAACCGCAGCAACGUCGACCACCAAGCGCGGCGACAUCGCCAUGUGGGAAGUAUGCGAGACGCAGAUCUUCUCCAUGGCGAGCCAGCUAGCCCCGCCGGCGCGCGAGAGACUACACCAACCGACCGACCCGCCCAGGUUCACGUUCACGAGAUCGCACUCGGACAAUCCGUCAGAGCUGAUGGAGGUGGCGGCGCGGGCCUCGGGUGCCACUCAUCAUCAUACUAGCAAUGCCACAGACCCAGUGGUCCCUAGGUACGAGUUACCAUCAUCAUCAUCCUCACCCUCAUCAUCAUCGGCAACAGAGGCUUCCUUGAGCCUCCCCGCCUUGCACCACGUAUAUCCUGCGGCCCUACUGCUCGCGCUCCGACUGUACAUCCAUCACUUCCCAUCCUCGCCGCUGGCGCACAACCUGCUCCCACGCAUCCGGGCGUUCGGACACACCUCGUACGUUCUGGGCGCCGGGUCGCAGUUCUAUAAUUCACUUUUGUCGCUGGUCUGGAUGACGCGGUCGUCCUUGCGCCAAGUCGACGCCUUGCUUGCCGAGAUGGAGCGCGGCGGCGUCGAGCUCACUGAAGAGACGUACCGUAUUCUGCGACAGAUCGAGGACGAACGCGCGGCUGAUCUGGGCAGGGGGGAGGGCAACCACGGUGUGCCUCGGGGAAGCAGAGGCGCUGCUUGGUGGAAGAGGCAUGAGCAGGUAUUUUGGUUUCCUAGGGUUCUGGACUGGUUGAGUAUAGUGGCGAAGAGGUUGACGAUGAAAGAGAUGGUUGAAGAGGGACAGCGGUGA